CUCGGUCUCCUUGUGCCUUUGGCCUGCGUCAACCGCUUUGCACCCGCCGUGACGCCGGCGCUUGCAGGAAACACCUCGCCGCGGUCCUCGAGUUGGUUUCGCGGUUAUACGUCAAGACCAUGCCGCUGCCCCUGUGGCGUCUUUGUCGGGUGGCAGUUGGAGGAAGAGCCGCCGCGGCACGAAGGCGCCUCGUCGAAGACCGAUAGCGAAUCUGGUCUUCAGACAUCAUCAACAGGAAACGCAAGGUCCAAUCUGUGGGAACAGGUUUCGCGUCCAUUGGUAUUUCGGACGACAGGCGAGGAAAGCUAUGCGCUUCUCAGCAGCGGUGUGGGACCGUCGAAGAAGUAUGGAGAAGCCGAAUGCCGCAUGUAUGCAGCUGGUAGUUUUCCGAAUGCGCCUAUUGGCACGAAAGUUGUCGCGGGGUCGUGGUCAGGAACAACUCCUGCCUCCUUGGCGUUGACGCAAUCCAUACUGCAGUCUGUUGCGGUGGAGCGUAGCGAGCAGCGAACAUUGUCUAAUGUUGCCGAAACAUCCUCUAGUGCUGAUCCUUUAUCUUUGCAGACGAAGUCGAAGGCGCUACCUGCAAGCAACGCAGCUGCGGCGUUUCCUUGCAGUCUGGGGCAAGCGCGGCAAGGCACAGCGGCACAGCAGAUCCUGAAACAGGCACCGCAGGUCACGAGUGGUGGAGUCACGGAAUCAACAACGGAAAACCGAAAAAACGAAGCUACGCUCGCAAAUCAAGAUGCGGCAGACGCUGUCAAUGUGAUGGAGAGUGGCAACGUUUUGCAGUACGCAGGCCGCAGUGCGGACAAAUUGCCCCCCUCCAGUGCUAAACGACCCAUGCGGCGGCCCCCGCCGCUGUUGCUCCAUGCUGACAGCGGAGAAGAGCAGUCGCCGAGCUCCGUUGGUGCAAGUGCGCCAGCCGAUAUGGAUACAACCUCC
Amoebophrya sp. A120 is the source of this 942-nucleotide messenger RNA. The record is from the annotation of a GenBank genome assembly. NCBI's taxonomy places the organism in Eukaryota, Dinophyceae, Syndiniales, Amoebophryaceae.